Messenger RNA from Funneliformis caledonium, 1338 nucleotides. The record is from the annotation of a GenBank genome assembly. NCBI's taxonomy places the organism in Eukaryota, Fungi, Glomeromycota, Glomeromycetes, Glomerales, Glomeraceae.
AUGAAACAGUGUUAUCAUACAAGUACACAAGAAAAAAAUAUAAAUUGGAUCCUUCUUAAUAUUGAUCCCACGCCUAUAGCAUUUUAUAGACAUAUUAUGUCUUCUCAAAGGGAACAUUCAAUUCAAAGAUACAACGAAGCACUAACAAUGGCUAUAGACAGAACUAGUGAUGAUCAUAAAAAUAAACUGAUUUCAUUGAAACAACGCGUUGAUGAGCAAUCAAUUGCUUCCGUAGAUUGGAGAUUGUGGUUAGAAGAAAAAAGAGCGGCUCUAGUACGUGAAGGAAUUCAACAAACAAAUGUGAUUGUACAUGAUCAAUUUAAUACUUUGGUAACAGAACAGACUGAUAAGAAGGAAUUGUUAUUUACCGAAAAACAAAGUUAUGAGAGCUGGAUAUUAUCAACUGGUAAAAAUGUUUCAGAAGUGUUAAAAGAAUAUACAGAAAAGAUGACAAAAAAUAAGGAAUUUUUAUACCCAGCAUAUUUUGGCAUUGUUGAUCUUACUGAUGAAGAUACACAUUUUAAGGAUAUGUUUUCUGAUGAAAAAUGGAUUGAAAUGAAAAAUGAUUUUAAAGUAAUUGUAAAACUUGAAGAUCUAUUAAAAGAUGAAGAAAAUCCAUUUUUUCAGUUAAUGGAUAAGAUUACACAGGUAGUUGAUGAAUCACCAAAUGAUAUAAUUACAGCAAUUGAAAAAAAUUGUAUAAUAGAUAAUAACCAAAAAAUGAAUGCUAUUAGACGACUUAUACAAAAUUAUAUUUUUAAUCUUGAUUGUAUGCCAAAUUCUGUAAGUGAAUAUUAUUUUUCAAACUCAUUUACUAAUAUGAUUACAAAAGGAAUACUUACUUUUGAACAAGAAUUUUCUUAUGAUGAAGGAGAAACAGAAAGUUUAGCCUCAAAAAUGGUAUUAAAUCUCAAUCAAAAACCUACUGAUAGAAGUAUUAUUGGUCAGAAAUGUGAUUUUCGUAUACAAAAAGAUGGAUUUGAAUAUUUGAUUGGUUUACGUGCUGGUGGAUUACCUGAAGCCUGUAAAUCAAAAAAAUGGAAUGAUAAAGUUGAUUUAGCUGUAGCUAUGAGGGAUGAGUUUGCAGUUAUGGCUAAAAAUAUCUGGUGUUUUGGUUUACUCAAAACAAUUAAACUUCCUCAAUCAUUUAUUCAAAUAUCAAUUCUUGAAAGAGUAAUAACUUUAUUAUUAAGAAUUGAGAAAACUUUAAAGAAAAUGGAGAAUUUUAGAACAAAAAUUCUUAUAGAAAAAGCUCAACUUUAUCGUAAUCGAAGAAAUUCAGAAUUGCAAAUGUCAUAUUCUAUAUGUACAGUUGGAAGAACUUCAAGAAUAAGAAAA